This is a messenger RNA of Rhinichthys klamathensis goyatoka, 1429 nucleotides long. RefSeq lists its product as uncharacterized. The record is from RefSeq and is a predicted model, not a curated record. Bases 17 to 1429 code for a protein of 470 amino acids. Lineage: Eukaryota; Metazoa; Chordata; Actinopteri; Cypriniformes; Leuciscidae. The transcript is spliced from 4 exons.
AGAAUUUCUCGCCAACAUGCCUACUUGUUGCGUCGUGGACUGUGCAAAUCGCACGAGUUGUGGAGUCAAAUUUUUCAGGAUUCCUGGAGGAUCUCAUCCUUUUCAAAAAAAUAGACGACAUCUGUGGCUGCAAGCCAUUAAACGGGCAGACUGGGACAACGCGAUGAUCAAAGAGGCUCGUGUUUGUAGCGCUCACUUCAUAUCAGGAGAGGCUUCACUUGACUCCAGUAGUCCUGACUUUGUGCCCUCCUUGUUUGUGUACACAAAACAAAGCCAGACACCUAAGACAAAAAUGGAAAGGUAUCAAAGGAAAAGGAAGAGAGAUGAACGCCCUGACAUGCAGCCGGCUUCUUCCAUGGCUGAAAUGGAACAAGACUGUACCAUUGAUCAUUGCAGUGAUGAGGAGGAAACUGAAGGGGACCGCCCAGUGUCGAGAAAGGAACAUGAUGAUCUUUGCUUUAGACAUCAUCAACUGCAGGAAGACUACAUCAACCUGCAGCAGGACUGUUUUAAAUUACGCAGUGAGAAUGAAGAACUAAGACAUGAGUUACAGAAUUCCAAAUUUUCAUACAGCAAUGUUAAGAGUAGCAUUGGGCAAUUACUGUUUUUCACUGGACUGACCUCUGUAAUCUUUGAAUGGCUCCUAAAAAAGUUAGAUUGCAGUAUUGAGAUAAGUCACCAAGCCCUUCCUCUAGAGGACCAAUUAUUGAUGGUCUUGAUGAAAUUAAGGAUGGGCCUCAGUAACACUGACCUGGCAUAUAGAUUUCAUGUAACAACAAGCACUGUAUCAAAUAUUUAUCGGAGUUGGAUCUCUGUAAUGUCUGUUGUUCUUAAGCCAUUAAUUAAAUGGCCAAAUAAGGAAGCUAUACUUAAAAAUAUGCCCAAACCAUUUAAACGACACUUUAAAAAAUGCCGCUGCAUAAUAGACUGUACAGAAAUUUUUAUAGCUCGACCUAGUAAUUUGACUGCAAGGGCCCAGACCUGGUCUAAUUACAAACACAAUAAUACAUUAAAAUAUUUGAUUGCCAUCACACCUGCUGGGGCAAUUUCGUUUUUGUCUCCAGGGUGGGGUGGGCGGGUUUCUGAUAAACAGAUCACCAAGGAGUCAGGUUUCCUGGAACUGUUGGAGCCUAUGGAUGAGGUUUUAGCUGAUAGGGGAUUUUUAAUACGGGAUGAGCUUGCAGCUUGCGGUGCCACUCUUCGUAUCCCUCAUUUUACUAAAGGUAAAAAGCAACUGUCAGCACUAGAAGUAGACACAUCCAGACAACUGUCUCGGGUUAGGAUUCAUGUUGAACGAGUCAUUGGUCGGUGGAAAAACUUCAAAAUUUUACAAACUGUUAUUCCUGUGUCUCAGGUUGAUAUGCUCGACGAUGUAGUGACCGUGUGCGGUGCUCUAACAAACCUCUGUAAAAGUGUGGUUCCCAAAUAA